This is a messenger RNA of Bipolaris victoriae FI3, 2298 nucleotides long. RefSeq lists its product as hypothetical. Gene Ontology annotation, biological process: proteolysis. The record is from RefSeq and is a predicted model, not a curated record. Bases 1 to 2298 code for a protein of 765 amino acids. The transcript is spliced from 3 exons. Gene Ontology annotation, molecular function: serine-type peptidase activity. Lineage: Eukaryota; Fungi; Ascomycota; Dothideomycetes; Pleosporales; Pleosporaceae.
AUGGCACCCAUCUCCAAGAGCAUUGCGGCUCUAUCUCUCGCUUCGGGUGCUCUCGCCUCGCCCUUCCAUGCGCGUCAAUACAAUGCAACGAGCCCGUGUGCCCAAGUAGCCAGCUCGGCCGCAACUCAAACAGCUGCCGUGCCCACCGUCCCUGCACAGUUGGCCUACGAUUGUCUUACUUCAGUCCCGUUCAACCAAUCUGCUGCCCUUGCACUUGUCGACGGUGUGGUGCCUUAUUUCCGAUGGCAAAGCAACACUGUCUGGCUCAAGGAUCCCCCCAAAGAAUACGCUGAAAAGGUGCAACCCGGUGUCGACAUCUGGGGUGGGCUUGACAAGAUAAGAGAAAAGGUAGUCAAGAGCAAUUAUGCGAACGAAUACGAGUUCGGCUUCGAGCUCUAUCGUCUUCUCCAAACUACACACGACGGCCAUUUUGUCUAUGUGCCCGACAUCCUAGGAACCGUUUUUAAUUUUGCGCGACCAAUUCCUCUCGUUUCGGCCUCUUCAGAUGGCAAGGAACUACCAAAGGCCUACGUCUACGACGAUGUCUUAGCUGAGUCUUUUGGCAACGCAACCUUCAAGGCAUCUCCCAUCACAAAGAUUAAUGGUCAGAAUGCUAAGGAAUACCUCGAAAACUGGGCACAGUACGGCUCUCUCCAAGACCGCGAUGCUCUUUACAACAACGUCUUCUAUGAACUUGCUACUGUGUCACUUGGCCCCACUGGACCUGGCAUGGGCACUUUUGCUGGGUCAGGGAGAGGUCGCUGGAUUUACCCUGGAGCUACCACCACGCUUGAUUUCGCCAAUGGCACCAGCCACACCUACCAAAACUUUGCCAAGGUCUUGAUCCCAUUCGAUGGUAUCACUGAUGGCGAGAGCCUCUACAAGCUUUGGUUUACCGGCAACCAACCUACUGAGACUGAGGAUCCCGCUCCUUCUAACUCUACUACACCAACCCCUUCGGCAUCCGCCUCUGCAUCCACCACACCAAUUCCUGCUCCUGGCUUCCCACCGCCAGUUAUUCGUGAAAGCCACAACUUGAUUGGUGGUUAUUACCUGGAAGACGAGUACUCCGAUGUUGCUGUUCUGUCCGUUCCUUCAUUUGUGGGCAUCGAUGCUCAGGAAGAAUUCCAAGCCACUGCUGUAAACUUCCUCUCCGCAGCCAAGGCUGCCGGAAAGAAGAAGCUUGUCAUUGACGUUCAGGCAAAUGGUGGUGGUACCAUCCUGCUGGGAUACGACCUCUAUUCACUCCUCUUCCCUAAUGACAUCGAUCACGCAGCAGCUGACCGAUUUCGUGCUUUCGAAUCAACGGAUCUCAUUGGCAAACAGUUCUCCAAAGCUUCUGAAGGUGUGACAAGAGAGCCAGUCACUCCGGAACAAAACGAAACACUGUACGACCUUCAGAGCGAUGUCAUCUCUUCUACCUUCAACUAUCGCACAGAUCUGAACCUUGAUGGGGAACCCUUCACCAGCUGGACGGAAAAGUUUGGUCCGUUUCAUGCCAAGGGUGACAACUAUACAAGCCUCUUCCGCUGGAACCUAAACGAUACAUUGAUCACCCAGAACUCAGGUGGCAUCUAUGUUCACGGCCAUGGCCCUCUAUCCAACUAUACCGAACAGCCCUUCGCUGCUGAGGACAUUGUUGUCGUAACUGACGGGUACUGCGCAUCUACUUGCACUAUUUUCUCUGAGCUUAUGCGCCAACGUGCUGGUGUUAAGUACAUAUCCCUUGGUGGUCGCCCUCGUGAGGGUAUCACACAAGCAGUCGGUGGAGUCAAGGGUACCAACAAUCUUCCUUGGACCUAUAUCCAGGCGCUUGCUCAAUAUGCGGUUCUCAACACCACCUCUUCAGCCGACGAGGCAGCGCAGCUCAACAACACCGAGCUAAACCAGUACUGGUCUUCCGUUCCCUUUGACCGUCUCGCUAUUGGUUCGUCAAUCAACAUCAAUUUCCGAGACGGCAUUCGUGACGGCGACGAGACUGAGACCCCACUGCAGUUCGUCUACGAGCCAGCUGACUGCCGCAUCCUGUACACUAAGCAAAUGACCGUUGACAUCACCGCUAUCUGGAAGGCCGUCGCAGACACCACCUGGGGCGGAAAAAGCCACUGCAUCGCCGGUGACUUUGCCGGAUACUCAACAAACAGCCUGACCAAACGCGAGUUGAGCGGUAGAGAAGAGGCUCUCAGCAAGAGAAUGAAGCAAUGGAGGAGAGAACUUGCGCCAAAGGAUUACCCCCUCGAUGUCCGCACCGAUAUGCGCAAGGCAAAGAUUAUGGGUGACGGCGUUAUGUGGCCAUAA